Protobothrops mucrosquamatus (brown spotted pit viper) is the source of this 2488-nucleotide messenger RNA. RefSeq names its product La ribonucleoprotein domain family member 4B (gene LARP4B). Gene Ontology annotation, molecular function: mRNA 3'-UTR binding. Lineage: Eukaryota; Metazoa; Chordata; Lepidosauria; Squamata; Viperidae. The transcript is spliced from 16 exons. Gene Ontology annotation, biological process: positive regulation of translation. The record is from RefSeq and is a predicted model, not a curated record. Gene Ontology annotation, cellular component: cytoplasmic stress granule; cytosol. The coding region runs from base 36 to 2183 and encodes 715 amino acids.
UAGUUCUCUUUGAGGAGUCAAAAAGCAGACAGCUCAUGACUUCUGAUCAGGACACUAAAGUUGUGGCUGAACCGCAGGUGCAGCAAGUGCAAGAAGUUAAGGACAGUUUUCAUCUGGAGCCAGCCAAGGUUUCAGAAUUAAAUCCUAAUGCGAAAGUGUGGGGGAAUCACAUGGUACACGUGGAAGCAAGUGGUACUGAAGGGGGUGUGAACAAACCCUUGGAAGAAAUAACAGAUCACCCACCAGAUUCCUGUAAAGAAGCAUUAGAGGCCAAUGGUGAUGGUGACAAAAAACACCAGAACGAAUCGUUAACAAAACAUCAAGAACCAUCACUAUCUGUUCCAUUAUCAAAUCAAACAGAUAUGAACCCUUUGGCUCUAGAUCAUGCAGAGUACGAAACUGUACAUGAAAAUACUGAGAAAGGAAGUAAAGAACAUCUUCGGCCAGAAGGUCAAGAACAUUUACGUGAAGUGCUUAAAAAAACACUGGAGUUCUGCUUAUCAAGAGAAAAUCUUGCCAGUGACAUGUACCUUAUAUCUCAGAUGGACAGUGAUCAGUAUGUGCCAAUAAUAAUACUAGCUAAUCUUGAUCACGUCAAAACGUUGAGCACAGAUAUGGAUUUGAUUGUUGAAGUGCUACGAUCAUUGCCUUUAGUCCAAGUAGAUGAAAAAGGUGAAAAAGUCAGGCCAAACCAAAAUCGCUGCAUUGUAAUUUUGCGCGAAGUACCUGAAUCCACUCCAAUUGAAGAGGUUCAAGCACUCUUCAAAGUUGAAAACCUGCCUAAGUUUAUCAACUGUGAGUUUGCCUAUAAUGACAACUGGUUUAUUACAUUUGAGUCUGAAGCAGAUGCACAACAGGCUUACAAAUACCUAAGAGAAGAUGUGAAAACUUUCCAAGGAAAACCAAUUAAGGCAAGAAUAAAAGCAAAAGCAAUAGCUAUAAAUUCAUUUUUGCCAAAGAAUGGAUACAGACCUGUGGACAUGAAUAUCUACACACAACAGCGUUAUACAACAUCAUUUGCAUACUUACCUCCAGUAUACGGACCCCAACAGCAAUUUCCACUAUAUAGUUUAAUUGCGCCACAGGCCUGGUCUACAACACACAGCUAUAUUGAUCCAUCAUUGGUUGCACCAUUUCCAAAUACUGGAUUUAUCAAUGGAUUUACAGCUCCUUCUUUCAAACCAAUUACUGCUCCACUUGCUACUCUUAGGCACUAUACACCAAGAACCAGAAAUCCCAGCAAAUCAUAUCUACGGCAUACAAUUCCUACUGUAGACAGAGGGACUGGACUGCUAGAGAGCCCUACAAUAUUCAAUCUUUCUGCUGACCGAUUAAUCAACGGUGUCAGAAGCCCACAAACCAGGCAGCCAGGACAAAACAGAACACGGAUGCAAAGUACUACAAGCUACAUAAAGCGAGAUGUAGGGAGCGGGCGAGUAGAAUCCAUGGCUUCAGAUUCAUCCUCCAGCUUAGGCAGAGGAAGAAAAAACUUUUACGGCUAUCGAAAAAAGAGAGAUGACAGGUUUGUGAGAGGACAAAUGCUGUCUCCACCCCCUAUAAAACCACCAUCUCCGAGUUUUGAGCUGGGCUUGUCCAGUUUCCCUCCCUUGCCUGGAGCUGCUGGCAAUCUAAAGACUGAAAAUUUGUUUGAAAACCGGUUGUCAAAUGUGAUUGUGUCAUCACAAGAAAAAGGCAUCAGUGUAGGUACAAAUACAAUACCAGCUGGAAUUCCUCGUGAGCCUUCUUUGCCAGUUUCUUCUGCUCUGCUAAGGACAUCUGAAAUAUCUCCUUCCCGAUCACAAGCUCCUAAUAAUUCCAAAGCUGUGGACAAGCAGAAAGAAACUCGAAGUACUCAAAGACAUUGUUGCAUUGUUACUACUGCUUCUAAAUCAGUACAAGUCAAUGGUGAUCUUCUAGCACAGGAACGGCGGAAACCUAGUUAUGCAGAAAUCUGCCAGAGGAUCAGUAAGGAGUCAGCUCCGUUGCAGUCCCCAAAAGAACAGAAGCCAAACACAGUUGGUUGUGGGAAAGAGGAAAGGAAGCCCACAGAAACACUAGAAAGAAGCAAAGAAUUGAAAUCUAAAGACCAGUGGAGACCAUCAGGACCCAGGUCUCCUCUUCCUCCAGCUACUGGGAAACGUCUGACUAAAGAACAGAGCACUUCUCCCAAAUCUCCUCAGUGAAAUUAGCACUUAGGAUGAAUUUCAAGAGGUUUUCACUAUGAAGUUACCCCAUGUUGACACUCAGAGUACAAAGGAGUUGCUGGUUAAAAGCUUGCAGGAGUUAUGAAGUAUAUGAAAAGCUUGCUAGGUUUUUUUCAUUGUUGUUUGUUGUUAUUGUUUAUUUCUUGUAAAAUAGUUUUUUUUUCCCUUAUCUUUUCUUACAUCCUUAUCAUCAAAUUCUCCUUGAGUAAACAAACAGUCAACUCUGUCAGGGUUUAAUUAAACUUUAUGUUAGGUUGGUGCUGAACUUAAGACGAUGCCUAAAA